GCCGUCCGUCCAGCCACUGUCCUGUCGGCUGGAGUUACACUGAUUCGAUGAACCAGGGUGCAGCAAUGUGGUCUGGAACCAUUCGGCAUCCCCUAGCUCGUGGCAGCCUGACACACUGUCAUGCUGCCUGGCUGACUAUAAGAGCAAGAGACAGCCUUAAAGAGUGAACUGUUCUCAGCAAGGCCUCUCUCUUGUUACCUGCUUCACGGGCCUUUGUCCCUCUUGUUGAGCGCAGCCUUUUCUGCUGCCUGCGGCUUGGUCAAGCUGGAAUACAAGGUACUGUACUUGGUUCAGCUUUAGACCUGAGGAUCGAUUCGAACGUAACACACAUGUUAUAAUUUGUUCCUAUAAAUCCCCCCUGAAGCCCUCGCGCGCAUGCUUGGUUUCUGCAACGAGCCAUCAACUGCGGCUCCUACACUCAUCACCAUGAAUUUGACCACUCCAACCCCCAAUUCCUGCGAAACCGCCAGCCUGGAGGGACUCAUCCCCGGGUACGCGUUCAUCUCGCGCCUCCUGUUAUCAUACCUCCAUAUCGAUCUUUCUCUCUAUGUCCCAUACAUAUUCACAGCCAUUAGCAUCUACUUUGCAUCCGAUCAUAUGUCCCACCAUGUUCAGAGCCUGUUCCGGAGCCAUUUCAUGGCCUCAACUGAGGUCCGUAUCUACGACGAUGUCUACGUUUACCUCAUGUUCUGGAUCUCGCGGCACCGAUGCAUGCAGAACGCCAAGCACAUCUAUGCCAGCACCCAGCUCUCCGUCGAUCGGUACUACUACAGCUCGGAUGAUUCGGGCGACGAAUCGGACGAGGAGAUCGACGAGGAAGAAAUCGCAAGGGGCAGUUUUGACGAGUACUGGAACAAGAUGAUCACCCGGGACCGCACAAAGCGCUUACGCUUCACCCCCGCGCACGGAGUUCAUCGCUUCCGGUACAAGAACCGCCUGAUCUUUCUCAAUCGCGUUCGCGACCGGUCCACCACCUCCUUGUACCUGCAGGACAACUCGGAACGCCUGAUCAUCUCGUGCUUUGGACGGGACACUGCGCUCCUCAAGCAGCUGCUCACGGAUGCGCAGGCGGCGUAUGUUGCACGCGACGGGAACAGCACGGUCAUCUAUCGUGGUCAGAAGGCGAACGGCCGUACCGACUGGAUCCGUUGCAUGGCGCGUGCGCCCCGGGCGCUCUCCACCGUCGUGCUGGACCAGACCCAGAAAGAUGAGUUUGUUAAUGACAUCAAGGAAUACCUCCAUCCGAGGACCAGACGAUGGUACUCCAACCGCGGGAUCCCGUACCGACGAGGCUAUCUGCUUCACGGGCCCCCGGGGACGGGCAAGACGAGCCUGAGCUUCGCCGCUGCCGGGGUGUUGGGCGUGCCGCUGUACCUGUUGAAUCUGAGUUCCAGAAGUCUGGACGAGGAUGAUCUCAUGGGCCUCUUUCACCGCCUGCCUCGGCGAUGCAUCGUUCUCUUGGAGGAUGUCGACUGUGCGGGCAUGACGCAGAAACGCGGGGCUGAUGACAAGGACAAGGAUACCAUCACCGACACUGCUGCCUCAGCCCGGACGCCGAGAGACCCGGCUGCGGGUGGCCCUCCGGAGAAGCAGGGGAUCUCGCUCUCCGGGCUACUUAAUGUCAUUGACGGUGUCGCCGCCAGCGAGGGUCGCAUUCUUAUCAUGACUACCAACCAUCCCGAGAAGCUGGAUGCGGCGCUGCUCCGUCCUGGACGCGUGGAUAUGAGCAUCGGGUUUGGGUACGCGCAGAGCCACGAUGUCGAGGAACUCUUUGCGUCCAUCUACUCCAUGCUGGAGGGUGAUUUGCGUUCUGCGGAGACGGGUUGGAGUCUUGAGAAGACCAAGCACCCCAUGGUCAACGGGGUACAGCCUGUGAAUGGGAAGCCACCUUGUGUGACCGCUCCGGGGGAUAUCUCGAGCUUGGCGCGACAAUUUGCAGCACAAGUUCCCUCUGGUGAAUUUACUGCUGCAGAGGUUCAGGGAUAUCUUCUGAACUACAAGAAUAACCCUCAGGAGGCGAUUGAUGGGGUGGAGCAGUGGCUGAAGAGCACGCGCGAGACACGCGAGAUGCGUCUUGACAAGUUGCACUCAAGCAAGUAAAGCAUGUGGUUGCAUAUGCUACAAUGCUAGUGGAGCGACAAGAUGAAUAACCUGAUCAAUAAUAGUACUCAUUAAUUAUUUACAAUACCAAAGUUUGUUCUAUGA
Messenger RNA from Aspergillus uvarum CBS 121591, 2205 nucleotides. Its product is annotated as BCS1 and AAA domain-containing protein. Gene Ontology annotation, molecular function: ATP binding; ATP hydrolysis activity. The record is from RefSeq and is a predicted model, not a curated record. Bases 427 to 2100 code for a protein of 557 amino acids. Lineage: Eukaryota; Fungi; Ascomycota; Eurotiomycetes; Eurotiales; Aspergillaceae. The transcript has a single exon. Gene Ontology annotation, cellular component: mitochondrial inner membrane. Gene Ontology annotation, biological process: mitochondrial respiratory chain complex III assembly; protein insertion into mitochondrial inner membrane from matrix.